Molecule: messenger RNA, 1331 nt
Organism: Cucumis sativus (cucumber)
Lineage: Eukaryota; Viridiplantae; Streptophyta; Magnoliopsida; Cucurbitales; Cucurbitaceae
Exons: 5
Coding region: 187-1056 (289 amino acids)
Source: RefSeq, a predicted model, not a curated record
UCAGUCAUACUCAGAGGGCUUAGACUAUGAGACGCAAAAAUGUCCAUUUCAAAGCUUGAAGAUCUGACUGAAUGAUGAUGAUGAACGACGAAGAAGAACAUCCAUACAAAAAUAUCUCUUCUUUCCUAUUAAAUAUCCUCUUCCUUCCCAUUUCUCUUUUCUCCAUCACUCCAAUUUCCCUUUCUAAUGGCCUUUUCUGCCUUCUCCCCUCUUCCAUUCCCCCUCUCCUUAGGGUUCCGCCGCCCUCAAUCUCCCACCACCGCCUUUCCUCGUCUCCCCUUCCCCAUUUCUUCUUCUUUGAGCUCUUCCUCUUCCGAAUCUAAAUCUGCUAAAUCAUCCUCCCCCACUGAUAAUCUCGUUUCCUCCUCCAAUGGAACUACUCCCCCUUCCCCUUCCUUUGUUGACCCCUCCACACCUCCUCACUCUAAUUUCACUUACGCAUUUCCUAACCCUACUCCUCCUGCCUCUGCUUCUCUUCACCCCAUUCUUGGCUUUAUGCAAUCCGCUGAAUCUUCAAUUGAGAGGGUUAUUUUUGACUUCCGCUUCUUGGCCCUGUUUGCGGUUGGGGGUUCACUGGCGGGUUCAUUCUUGUGCUUUCUCAAUGGCUGCGUUUAUAUUUGUGAUGCAUAUAAAGUUUACUGGUCAAGCUGUGUCAAAGGAAUUCACACCGGACAAAUGGUUCUGAGACUUGUUGAAGCUAUUGAUGUAUAUCUUGCUGGAACCGUCAUGUUAAUUUUUGGGAUGGGCCUCUAUGGAUUGUUUAUCAGUAAUGUGUCUCCUGAUGAACCUCCUUCUGUUGAUCGUGCCCUGCAAGGAUCCUCACUGUUUGGGAUGUUUGCCUUGAAGGAGAGGCCAAAAUGGAUGAAAAUUAGCUCUCUUGAUGAGCUGAAAACAAAAGUUGGACAUGUUAUUGUAAUGAUUCUUUUAGUGAAAAUGUUCGAGAGAAGCAAGAUGGUAACAAUAGCAACAGGUCUUGAUCUACUCAGUUAUUCGGUUUGCAUUUUCCUAUCUUCUGCUUCUUUAUACAUCCUACAUAAUCUACACAGGCCAGAAUAGGAAUACAGAGCUUUGAAAUUUAUCAGAUGAAGCCUUCCCAUCUGUUUUGUUUAUACUCUUUAUGUUCUCUUAUGUAUGUCAGUGUAAGAGCCGAAUGCAUUAUUUCCUGUCCUAAAUCUCUUGGUAGUAGAAAAGGUUGUAGUUUCCUGUAGGGAUAAUUGUUAUGUGUAUACUUAUUGUUUGACGCUAUUGUAUAUAUACUUUCAACGGUAAAAAUAUGAUUACUUGUACUCUCAUUAUUUAAUCAUUUUAAGUGAUCGUCUUGUUUGUCAAAA